GCUCCCACCGAAGAAACCCAUCGAAACCCCCCUCCCCCAGAAAAAUUCCCCAAAUUUGUCCGGCCAAACUCAUGGACGGAGAUCGACGGACGCCGGCGGCCGCGGCCGCGGCCGCAUCGGCGGCAUCGGUCCUUGACGACGACAACCUCCUCCGCGAAAUACUCCUCUGCGUCGCCUUCCCCACCAGCCUCGUCAACGCCGCCCUCGUCUGCAAGCGGUGGCUCCUCCUCGCCUCCGCCCCGGCCUUCCUCCGCCGCUUCCGCGAGCGCAACCCGCCCCGCCUCCUCGGCGUCUGCGUCGGCUACCCGGGCAGGUAUCGCUUUGUGCCCCUCCCGCGGCAGCCCCCGGAGCUCGCCGCGCCCAUACGCCGCGCGACCUCCUCCUGCGACGCCGCCUUCGCCCGCAGAUGCCCGCGAAUCAAGCACUGCCGGAGCGGCCGCCUCAUCAUCGAGGUAUUCCACGCCGGCAGAUUUGAUCACCCCCUCGUGGUGCCGGUUCUCGCCGGGGAGUCUUCAACCGUCCUCCCACUAACCCUGCUGUCCCACGCCCACCGUAACUACUGGGAGAGGCGCACUCAAUUCACUGAGCUGUUCCUACCCGAGGAUGGGGGCCGCGACGGCAUCACCUUGGUGAAUCUGUGGAAGGACCGGCAAAAAGUGUAUGCGGAGGUGUGCAUCCUGAGAUCUGGCCGAUGGUGCGUCCCUGACAUGGAAUCAGAGAUAGAGCCCCCAAAUGGCACAGUCUUCCUUGAAAUGCUACCACCCGUCCAUGGCAAAGUCUUCAUGGUGACCAACUCUGGGUACACCGUGGGUCUAGAUUUGGCCACCAGGAGUCUUUUCACCCUUGAGCUACCAGCUGGAGUGCGGAGGAACUAUAUGCUCUCAUGCGCCGAGGAUGCAGGGAUCUAUCUUGUCAGUGCAGACGGGUUUCAGCUCAGUGUGUGGCUCCAUCGGAUGUCGGGCGAUGAUAAUGAUGCAGGCUGGCUGCUGCUGGACACAUUUUGUGUCCAUGAGGGUCAUGCAUGCACACCUCGUGCAGAGGACAGUUGGGUUCCUCCUCAUGAUGUUUGUCUUGAUGUUGUUGCAGUCGGGGACAAUGCCGACUUUGUCUUCUUGGAUCAUCCAGCAAGUGGCACUCUGUUUUAUGUUCAUCUGAGGAGCAGGGUGGUUGAGAAGGUCUACCAGAGGGGGGCAGAUGAAUGUGGAUAUAAACGUGCGGCUGCUGGCCACGUACGUGUAUCCCCUGUUAUGAUGAUCUGGCCGCCUAUCUUCCCAGCGCAGAACGUGGGACAUGAGGAAUGACCCCCCUGUGUUUGAUCGUUGUACUAUCUAAACUGAGUAUGGCUUCUGUAAUAGAGAGGUAUGUACUUUGAGUUAUUUCUCUACCUAGAACAGUAGAUAUUGCAGUCAUGUAAGUUGGGUCUUAAGAACCUAUGUUCAUUUCUGUAAAAAACCUGAAGUUUUCAGAGGUAUACUGCAAUAUAUCCAGCAAGACUGCACUGAUCUUCUAA
Messenger RNA from Triticum dicoccoides, 1510 nucleotides. RefSeq lists its product as uncharacterized. The record is from RefSeq and is a predicted model, not a curated record. Lineage: Eukaryota; Viridiplantae; Streptophyta; Magnoliopsida; Poales; Poaceae. Gene Ontology annotation, molecular function: protein binding. The coding region runs from base 72 to 1301 and encodes 409 amino acids. The transcript has a single exon.